Umbelopsis ramanniana AG is the source of this 543-nucleotide messenger RNA. RefSeq lists its product as uncharacterized. Gene Ontology annotation, cellular component: mitochondrial membrane. The record is from RefSeq and is a predicted model, not a curated record. Bases 1 to 543 code for a protein of 180 amino acids. Gene Ontology annotation, biological process: mitochondrial proton-transporting ATP synthase complex assembly. The transcript has 2 exons. Lineage: Eukaryota; Fungi; Mucoromycota; Umbelopsidomycetes; Umbelopsidales; Umbelopsidaceae.
AUGCAGAUGAGCAGUAAGGUGGAAGGAAAUCCUGUCAUUUACACCGGUCCACUUGCGACAGUUGCUAAGCGCCUCAAGCUUUUUUCCAUCGGUUCACUUGGCCUUAGUGGCGCUAUCUCACCCUUUGUGUUCAUUCUGGACUUUCCAGUUCCAGUCGUUGCGAAGACUGUUCUGGUAGCAUCGGCUCUGUUCACAAGUGUUUCAUCCACUGCCUUGAUCAAUUGGGUCAUGUCUCCCUACGUUACCAAGGCAACCAUGUCACCAUCUGACGCAGAUUCCAUCAACUUACAUACGCUGAAUGUUUUCGCACAAGAGCAUAUCACUACUGUGCCUAUCCAGGACUUACAGCCAUCCACUCGAGUAUUUACAACAAUCAUGAUAAACGAAGGGAAAAUUGGCGAAGCUACAGGCAGAGUUGGUGGAAAGAUUGUCAAGCCAAAGCAAGUUUUCUACGUUCAUCCCGAGAUCUGCCACGACGGGCCCUUGAGCAAUGCAUUGAUAGGUGCAACCGCCGAACACCACCAGACACCCAUGUCACAAUAA